Molecule: messenger RNA, 760 nt
Organism: Trichomycterus rosablanca
Lineage: Eukaryota; Metazoa; Chordata; Actinopteri; Siluriformes; Trichomycteridae
Gene: cplx3b
Product: complexin 3b
Exons: 3
Coding region: 53-523 (156 amino acids)
Biological process (GO): regulation of neurotransmitter secretion; neurotransmitter transport; synaptic vesicle exocytosis
Cellular component (GO): SNARE complex; terminal bouton
Molecular function (GO): syntaxin binding
Source: RefSeq, a predicted model, not a curated record
GGGGAACUUCUCAGGAUCAGGAUCAGUAAAUUGUGGUGGUUAUUAAUCAGAAAUGGCUUUUAUGGUGAAGCACAUGAUCGGGGGGCAGCUGAAGGAUCUGACCGGAGGAUUAACGGAGGAGAAACCGGACACAGAGAAAAGUGAAGCUGCAGCUAAAGGAAUGACGGAGGAGGAGUUCGAACAAUACCAACAACAACUGGAGGAGGAGAAACAGGAACGUGAUGCCAAUUUUGCUCAGAAGAAGGCGGAGAGAGCCACGGUCAGAACUCACUUCAGGGAAAAGUACAGACUGCCAAAGAAUGAAAUGGACGAGACUCAGAUCCAGGCGGCAGCGAAUGACGUGGAGCUGCCGACAGAGCUGGCGAAGAUGAUCGCGGAUGAUAACCAGGAGGAAGAGCACAAGCUUUCGGUUCUCGGUCAGCUGUCCAACAUCCAGAACGUGGACAUCAACCAGCUGAAGGACAAAGCUCAGGCCACGCUGGAGGAGCUGAAGAGCUCAGCAGAGAAGUGUUCGCUCAUGUGAUCCAACCUGAGAAUUCUGUUUUUAUUAUUAUUCACACACACACACACACACACACACACACUCUCUCUCACACACACACACACAGUUUUGCCCAAUCCGGACGUCCUUUAGACAGAAAUGAUCAUUUGCGUCUGUUGAGUGCUAGCGGGCCUUCACGGUGGUGAACUAGCACAUUAGACUGCUUUACUACUCGAGGGUCCAAUUUAUUUUUAAUAUGAAAUAAAAUAAGUCACUUUG